AUGACCCCCCUGUCCGCCCAUGGCAUGGCUGCAGGGGCGCAGGCAGCCGGCCACGGUCCCUGGUGUCUUGUGGAGUUGAUUUGGCUGAAAUCUAGCGAGACGGGACGAGCCGAUGACACCAUAAUCCCGAGCCUGAAGACGGUUACCUACUACUACAAGGUUGCAUUGUCACGAGAGAGUAAGGACUAG
Molecule: messenger RNA, 189 nt
Organism: Colletotrichum higginsianum IMI 349063
Lineage: Eukaryota; Fungi; Ascomycota; Sordariomycetes; Glomerellales; Glomerellaceae
Exons: 1
Coding region: 1-189 (62 amino acids)
Source: RefSeq, a predicted model, not a curated record